CAUUCUCGUGUCGCUUCCGGGUGGCCACACAAGACCGAUCCAGCGAGCCGUCGUUACCUUAACGUUGUAAACAAAAGUUACUGAACGGUUUAACUUCAGCGACACUUGGAACGAAAAGACAUGCAUAUCAAAACAAGUUCAUGGGAAGCCAGUAACACUGUGUGCGAGUCCGAUACCCUGUGUGACCCAGCAGUCCUUGUUUCAGCCACCAACUCCGAGCCGCACAUUCGCAACCGCCGCCUGUCUCCUGGCUCGGGCAACUGUGGAGGUGGUGGGGGUGGAGGCUGCAUCUCUGGAGGUGACCAACAGCCCCGACAGCUUUCACCCGAAGGCGAACUGAUCGGAGCCGGCCACACACACGCCUUGACCUUCCGCAGGGAAAAAGAGCGCAGGGGCCAGCAGCACAAAGGCCGCAGCCUCCGCAGGGAAAGCCAGAAAGGCGUCAGCCGAGUGAGCGAGCGGCCACAAAAGGGUAUCCAAAAGGAGAGGUGGGUGGAGGACAGUCUGUCACUGCUCAAGCCCCCACCCGCCUUCCCAGUGCAGGACAGCCCCGCCAAGCUGCAGCCUGCCGUCAGCUACGCCUCCAAGGUGAAGGCGGGGGCAGCAAGCGGAACACUGGAGGAGGACCGGCCUGCCAUCGGCGUGCUGCUACAGAACCAGUGGGGUCUCAGUUUCAUCAGCGAGGCGAGGCCGGCCACGGAGGGCCCCAGCACUCGCCCCGCUACCAACGCCCUCCACCCUCAACCCACAGACGCCGAACAGUCAGCAGAGCUAACAUUCGAGACAGUUCUCACAAUCCAGCCCCCCGAAGUAACUCCUAUUCCAGUCGCUACCUCUAUCAUCCCCACCGCACGCCCAGAGGUGGACGAGAGCAACGGGAAGCUGCUGCUUAGUUGUCGCCAUCUAGUGGAGGCUUUGAAUUAUCACAGUAGAGAAUGGAAUGCUAUUUGUAACAAACAGAAAAAAGUUCCAAAAAAGGUAGUUUGGUAUAAGGAGAGCCAGGAACACCCAGCCUAGCAGUGUGACAGACCCAAAGCAUAUGUAAACACACAACAUACACCUACAUGCACAUUAAAACACGUAAAGAUGGACACAUUUUUGAGUCCCGUUCACACACACUGCACUCAGGAUGAUGUCUUCACACAAAGCCACACUGACACUUUGGACUAACUCCUUUGAGAUCUUACAGCAAUGGACUUUUUUAACGCCUUACAGAAAGCCUGCCUUAAUUAAUCAGACCUGUUUUCAUCACCUCUCAUUACCAUUUUUAGCUUGUAUGUGUAGAGCUGGUAUUUUUUUCUCCUUUUUUUUUUUUUUAACAAUCUCUGAGGAGCUGUAAUUUAAUUUCCCCCCUGUUGAAAGCUGCAGUUUUAUCAAACUUUUUGUGUCCUCUGUAAAGCGAGCGGUCAAUCAAGCACUUUGUUAAAAAGAAUCUGUUGUGACCAAUCCCUGUGUGCGAGAAACCCUCAUCAGAGUGAUUUAUCCCCCCUCCCCUCCCUUCUCCAUUACAACACCUGCUUGAGUUUUAUGGUUAUUGUAUGCAGAGGACUUGUGUAUCCGUGUCUUCAGUUUACAGAGGGGUGUAGUCAAAGGCACAGUAGAGUUCACCCUUUACCCCUGUCAGAUCUUAAUGCUGUGUUCCUUUUCUUUGUUUUUAUUUGGUUCCCUAAUCGGGCGAAUGUUGCUCAUGAAUCCAUAAGGGAUCUCACCAUGUUCAGUAUGUUGAUUUUUGAAAAGAAUUUAUUGAAUAAAAAAAAUUUACACUGGAGAAAGAGGAGGAAUGUAAGUGAACAGUAUUGCUUAAUAAAAAUGAAUAAACUUGA
Messenger RNA from Dicentrarchus labrax (European seabass), 1823 nucleotides. RefSeq lists its product as uncharacterized. Bases 121 to 1017 code for a protein of 298 amino acids. The transcript is spliced from 4 exons. NCBI's taxonomy places the organism in Eukaryota, Metazoa, Chordata, Actinopteri, Moronidae. Gene Ontology annotation, cellular component: cytoplasmic stress granule; nucleoplasm. Gene Ontology annotation, molecular function: RNA binding. The record is from RefSeq and is a predicted model, not a curated record.